This is a messenger RNA of Cylindrotheca closterium, 945 nucleotides long. The record is from the annotation of a GenBank genome assembly. NCBI's taxonomy places the organism in Eukaryota, Bacillariophyta, Bacillariophyceae, Bacillariales, Bacillariaceae.
AUGGUGCAGCCUCGUACCUUCACGUUCAAUUCAGGAUUCCUAUUGAGUAUCUUCUCAGGACUCUAUGUAUUGAAAUGGAGCCGAGUUUCUGGAUUCUCUUCACACUUUUCAACGCUGCGAGAUUCCAACAUUCGCAUCAGCACCAAACUGUUUGCUGAUAGAGAGAUCGAUGAUGAGAAUGAGCAUCCCUUGGGGAGCCAAUCUUUUCUUUCGCACGUAAUGUUGAAGGUUCCUUCCGUUGAUAGAACUGUCGCAUAUUGGAUAGAAAAGGGUGGGACAGUCCGAGUUCAAACAGAAAAGCCUGGAUCCAGCAAUGGCUCAACAGAAUUGAAAUCUGCGAUGUUGGAGCUCGGAGCUCUGAACAACGACAAAGACAAGUCGCCUUGUUUUGCCCUCGAACUUAUCGCUACUAAUAAUGAAAACUGGAAGUUAGGAAAUGAAAUAUCAUACAUUGGGGUUUCUAUGCUUUUACAAUUCCAAAACAACUUGUUGGGCGCUAUCAAAGGGGACAAACCAGAGUCACAAGGCGACGAACCCAACGGAAUUCCUGUUGAAUCAUCAGCCUCUGCGCCAGGAGAUCUAUUGUCCCGAUUCGCCCUUCAAUCACAAAAUUUGGAAGAAUGUGAAGACUUCUAUACAAAAGUGCUCGGCAUGGAAGUCAAGGGCAAAGACGAUAAAAUGAUGUGUCUUCGAUAUGAUAACGAUGUGUUCAAGGCGGGAGUACCAACUACUCUUAUCUUUGAUGUUACAGAAGAGACUAUUGAAUCAGGGAACUGCUUUGAUCACUUGGCUAUUGUGACAAAGGCCAGUAUUCCGGAUCUAUAUGCUCAAAGUCAGAAUGAUUCAAAGCUGAAAAUUUUCAUGAAACCAACCACGAUGUUUGGGAAAGACGUGAUGGGGCUCAUUGAUCCAAAUGGCUACAAGGUCGUAGUAGCUAGCAUGUAG